CUCGAAGAAUACCAUGAUCGGUCAUGACGCAAUCCUUGUCGUCAUCGGCAAAUUCUCCAAAAUGGGACACUUCAUCCCGACACACACAACAGCAUGCACCGAGAAGAUGGCACAAUUGUUCGUUCGAUACAUCAUCUCCCAACAUGGCAUGCCAACCACACUCAUCUCUGACCGAGAUCCUAAGUUCACCAGCAAGUUCUGGAGGGAACUGAUGUCUCUGCUUGGGACUAAACUCGCCAUGUCAUCCGCCUAUCAUCCACAGACCGACGGAAAAACCGAACACCUCAACCAGAUUAUAGAGCAACUCCUCCGUACAGCAUGCAAGGACGAGAUUUCUAAAUGGGACUUGCAUCUGCCCGUCCUGGAGUUUGCAUACAAUAACGCUACCGACGCCGCUAUAGGACAGACACCAUUCUUCUUCUGUGACGGACGCCAACUACUCACCCCACAGAAACCAACACCACCAGCCAUAGGGGAGAAGUGAGAGCGUACGACCCCGUUACACUUCUUU
Closterium sp. NIES-67 is the source of this 511-nucleotide messenger RNA. The record is from the annotation of a GenBank genome assembly. NCBI's taxonomy places the organism in Eukaryota, Viridiplantae, Streptophyta, Zygnematophyceae, Desmidiales, Closteriaceae.